CGACGUGGCUGGGCGGCCCCGGCCUCCCCGGCAGCGCGGCGGCCAAUGGGCGCGUGAGCGGGGCCGCCCGAUCGUCCCUGCCCCAGGCCCGGGGCGCGCCCCUCCGCUCGGGCACGGGGCGGGCGCUGGCUGAGGGGCUGGCCCGUCCCCUCCUCCCGUGCCGCCGCCGCCGCAGCCGCCGCCGCCGCCGCCGGCCUCGUCUCUCGCUCGGUGCCUGCCUCCCGGCCGCGCUCUCUUCGGGACGAUGGCGCGCGGUGGCCGCGGCCGCUGCCUGGGCCUCGCCCUGGGGCUGCUGCUGGCGCUGGCGCUGGCGCCGCGGGCGCUGUGGGCCAAGCCCACCGUGCGCAAGGAGCGCGUGGUGCGGCCCGACUCCGAGCUGGGCGAGCGGCCGCCCGAGGACAACCAGAGCUUCCAGUACGACCACGAGGCCUUCCUGGGCAAGGAGGACUCCAAGACCUUCGAUCAGCUCACCCCGGACGAGAGCCAAGAGAGGCUGGGGAAGAUUGUUGACCGAAUCGACAGUAAUAGGGAUGGCUUUGUCACCACCGAGGAGCUGAAAACCUGGAUCAAACGGGUGCAGAAAAGAUACAUCUACGAUAAUGUUGCUAAAGUCUGGAAGGAUUAUGAUAGGGACAAAGAUGAUAAAAUUUCCUGGGAAGAAUACAAACAAGCCACUUACGGCUACUACCUAGGAAACCCCACAGAGUUUCAUGAUACUUCAGAUCAUCAGACCUUUAAAAAGAUGCUGCCACGUGACGAGAGAAGGUUCAAGGCUGCAGACCUCAAUGGUGACCUGACAGCCACUCGGGAGGAGUUCACUGCCUUUCUGCACCCUGAGGAGUUUGAGCAUAUGAAGGAAAUUGUGGUUUUGGAAACUCUGGAGGACAUUGACAAGAAUGGGGACGGGUUUGUGGACCAGGAUGAGUACAUUGCGGAUAUGUUUUCCCACGAGGAGAAUGGGCCUGAGCCGGACUGGGUUUUGUCAGAACGGGAACAGUUUAAUGAAUUCCGGGAUCUGAACAAGGAUGGGAAGUUGGACAAAGAUGAGAUUCGCCACUGGAUUCUUCCUCAAGAUUAUGACCAUGCACAGGCCGAGGCCAGACACCUGGUGUAUGAGUCAGACAAAAACAAGGAUGAGAAGCUAACUAAAGAGGAGAUAUUGGAGAACUGGAACAUGUUUGUUGGAAGCCAAGCUACCAACUAUGGGGAAGAUCUCACAAAAAAUCAUGAUGAACUUUGAUAGACACUCACCAUAAUAUGGCAGACUGCCAUAGGCUUUCUUUUAUUGUCUUGGAUGGUUGCUAAGUGUCUAACUUACAGUUGUUGUGUCCCCAAAAAAGCAAGUUUAUACCUCAGAUUGGGGUAAAAAUUGUUUUUCACUCAAAAUUUAUUGGAAAAUGAUCAUCAGUAUUCCUUCAGUAAGAUUUCUCUCACUCAAAACACAAAAUCUUGGUAAAUGGUAAUUCUCUAUGGGGAUACAUUGCUACAGCAUGACUUAAGUUUUUUCCAUUAAAUUUAAACUAAAGGGGAAUAAAACUUGAAAAAGCCCUGUCAUUCAGCAGCUGGGUGGGUUGGUGGGGAGCUGUAUGUGGAGUGACUGCUAUGCAUUUUAACAACCAGGUUUUUUUAUACUUGGCACUGUUGAAUAGUUGAUGAGGGAAAAUUCUGAUUAAACUAAAGUGGUGUCAUCCCAGGUAGGCUUAUUUCAGAGCAAGUUUAAUAUUUCAGAUUCUUCCUUCUUGUCUUUAUACUCUGAGCUGUUACUGUAAGAGGUAUAUAAAACCUCUGUGCAUUUUUCUGUAUGGAUCUGCUAAUGUGCACAAUAAAUCCACAUCUUUGUUUUUUGUUUUUAUAAUAAGAAGCAAUCAAAAAAGAUAAUGUGAAAAAGAAAGGAAUUUUAAAGGUAGGGAAAAGAUGAAUGUCAGACAUUUGAAGAACUAUAGGAAAAUGCUAAACACUUUAAAUAUACUUGAGAAAAUGUUCUUACAUGUAAAUGAAGUAGAUCUGAUCUUUGAAAUGCUGAAGAGAAAUACCAUCUGUUUCCUUGCUGAUCCCAGUUGGAAUGAGGUGGUGGGAUCUGUGGGAAGCCACCCGUUGUGGAGUUCCGGAAUGUGUCCCAUCCAGUCCAGUGUAUCCACGACCCUGGGACAUGCUCCCAGGAUGGCUUGCACCACAGAAUUAGGACAAGGUGAUAUUCCGAGCCAUUGAGUGAACUGGCAAAAACAACUUUCACAGGCUGAAAUUCCACCUUGUAAGUAGAAAGUGAAUGAAAUAAAGGAUCUCCAUGAGGA
Messenger RNA from Cynocephalus volans (Philippine flying lemur), 2291 nucleotides. RefSeq names its product reticulocalbin 1 (gene RCN1). The record is from RefSeq and is a predicted model, not a curated record. Gene Ontology annotation, molecular function: calcium ion binding. The transcript is spliced from 6 exons. Lineage: Eukaryota; Metazoa; Chordata; Mammalia; Dermoptera; Cynocephalidae. Bases 245 to 1240 code for a protein of 331 amino acids. Gene Ontology annotation, cellular component: endoplasmic reticulum.